Messenger RNA from Paramecium sonneborni, 720 nucleotides. The record is from the annotation of a GenBank genome assembly. NCBI's taxonomy places the organism in Eukaryota, Ciliophora, Oligohymenophorea, Peniculida, Parameciidae.
AUAUCAUUUAAUGUCUCGCUACAUCAAUUUAGUAAAAAUCCAUAUCAUUUUUAAAAGUAAGAUAAAUCUGUUCCAUGCAAACCACUUGAAGAGUUUGAUAUUAAAAUAUAUAGAGAAAAACUUAAUGAUAAGUAUGGAAAAUCACCAUUAGCAUCAUAACAUAUUUAACCAACAUCACCAAAAAAAAGCAGUAAGAUUGGGUAUUUAAUUUCAUUUUAUAAUAGAAAUCCAAGUUUCGAUUUAUUGCAAACUAAAUUAAAAGAUUUUUCAAAUAAAAAAAGUACUUCACCAAUUAAAUCAAAAAUUGACCAAGGUUCUCCAAAUAGAGUUACAGGAAUUUCAUAAUAGUAAUUUCUUUAAACAAUUAUAGGAUAUCUAAAAUAGGCACAUUAAAUUUUACAUUACCAUCUCAAUAAAUGAAAAUUGGAUCUGUUUAUAAUACUUAAUAGUUGAAUGGACCAAUUAGUGAGGAUAGAAAAAUUUAUCCUGUUCGAUUCGAAACUGAAGUUUAAGAAAAAUAAAAAUUCUCUUAAAACUCGUAAGAAUUCAUUAUAUAUUUCAAGAAUAACAAAUAUGAUUCCCCUUCAUGAAAUUAUGAACAUGAGAAAUAAAUUAGAAAAUGCAUAAUUAAAUGUUAAUUAAAUUAGUUCUGCCUACACAAGUGAAAUGGUUAAAUUAGCCUCUGUUAUAAACUCUUAAUUGAAAAAGAAAUAAAAAUGA